Messenger RNA from Symbiodinium sp. CCMP2456, 211 nucleotides. Lineage: Eukaryota; Dinophyceae; Suessiales; Symbiodiniaceae. The record is from the annotation of a GenBank genome assembly.
GUCUGGACGUUUGGGUCAGCGAGGAUGCAGGCUACAGCUGGAGCCAACUCGAUCGACCUCCCUGGGCCCACAUCACCGGCCGAUUUCGAAGCGCCCUGCUGCCACUGGCUCCGGCUGCCGGUGAGACGGCCGAGUUCAGUCAAACCGCCAAGGUGCUGCUGGUAGGUGGGUGUUUCAUCGAUGGGGGUGAUGGCGCCUACGGUGGCUUUGA